AUGGAGCCUCCUUCGGCGCCAAACCCAGCUGGAGAUGCGGGCGUACUACCAGAGUUCGGAAACCUCACUAUUCAGGAUGCGCCUUCGCCACCAGCGAAUGACGUUGACAUGGACGUCCUUACCAUGUCACGAGAAACCGCAAUGAAAUUGAUUGCCCGCUCCAUAAUAUCCAUUGCAAAUGCAGCGGGUGAGGUUCCUGCUACACCACCGCUCUCACGUCCCGGUACCCCAUCUGGGAAGGAGAAUUUUCCUCAUCUCAAAGGCCAUAGACGCACGGCAUCCAGGCCUGCGACACCCAUUCCAGCAGAGAAAGAGCAGCAUCAGCCCACUGAACUCGAAUCGGCAGAAGCAUGUCAUGACGAGCCCACGAUUGGGACCGAUAUUGGCGCCGGAGCAAUACCGGAGUAUUUACAACGGGCGAACAUGGCGCGAAAAUUCUUUUCCAAAUCAAUUCCCAAGGUGGGCGUUGAAGAGUACAUGAACCGUAUUCAAAAAUACUGUCCACUCUCGACUGCUGUAUGGCUCGCCGCUGGCUCCUACAUUUUGAGAUUGUGCGUCAUCGACAAGAGCGUCCCACUCACUUACCGCACGAUGCACCGACUCAUUCUCGCCUGUGCACUGGUGGCCAUGAAAUCGCUAGAAGACCACAGGUGGCCACAAAAACGUUUUGCUGCUGUUGGGGGCGUGGACGAGGCAUCGCUCAGCCGACUGGAGCUUUGCGUUGAGUUUCUGCUUUCCUUUGACGUUCAAAUUUUCACGCCAGAGAAGCUCAAGGACCUGACCGUCAGGCUACAAAAGGCAGGACAGGCAGCUACCAUGUCGAGCCGGUUGCCGUCGAAUUUUCAUCUUAAGUUGGCGAAGCCGAAGAUGCGGACAGGGCUUGUUGCAUAA
Messenger RNA from Dothidotthia symphoricarpi CBS 119687, 891 nucleotides. RefSeq lists its product as uncharacterized. Gene Ontology annotation, cellular component: cyclin-dependent protein kinase holoenzyme complex; nucleus. The coding region runs from base 1 to 891 and encodes 296 amino acids. Gene Ontology annotation, molecular function: cyclin-dependent protein serine/threonine kinase regulator activity; protein kinase binding. The transcript has a single exon. The record is from RefSeq and is a predicted model, not a curated record. Gene Ontology annotation, biological process: regulation of cyclin-dependent protein serine/threonine kinase activity. Lineage: Eukaryota; Fungi; Ascomycota; Dothideomycetes; Pleosporales; Dothidotthiaceae.